UGCUGCCCUGCCCGAGCUGUGACCCCCGGCUUCCCCGGGCCUGCCGGGCUGGGUGGAAAGGGUCCUGGGGCUGCCGUGGCCGGGAGCUCCCAGCCUCAGCGUCUACGUGCGCGUUCUCAGUGGUGGGCACCGGUGUGGGGGCAGCGCGGCAGAUGCUGGCUUCCCGGAUUCCUCUGCCUUGUCCCCUGGAGGGGACCCACCUCAAGGAGCGGGCCCUGGCGGGUGGGGAGGACAGGGCCUGUGGGCAUGGCGGACCCCCUACUCCAGGCUCAGGGCACCAGAGCUGGCUCAGGACAGACUGUCUCCUGCCCUUGGGGCUCUCCCUGGGAAUGGGGGCCGGGAAUCCCGGCACCAUCUUGAUGGAAGGGGUGGGACCGAGGGCAGCUGGCCCCUCCCUGUGCCAGGGCCAAGGCCUCAAAUACCAGCUGGGCUCUGAUGCCACAGCUGCUACGCCACACACAGGCCCCGGACAAGAAGCCUGACUCCCACUGGGACCAGGAGCCCUGAGCCUCGGGCACCACCUCAUCAGCAAACCAGCCGUUCUGCUCCAGGCCAUGGCCGGGCCCCGGGCCCUGCUGGCCUUGCUCUGGGCGCUGGCAGCCGUCGGGGCCACGGCUCUGCGCAUCGGAGCCUUCAACAUCCAGAGUUUUGGCGACAGCAAAGUGUCGGACCCGGCCUGCGGCAGUGUCAUCGCCCAGAUCCUGGCUGGGUAUGACGUGGCCCUGGUGCAGGAGGUGCGGGACCCGGACCUGAGUGCCGUGUCCGCGCUCAUGGAGCAGAUCCACAGCGUGUCCAAGCAUGAGUACGGCUUUGUGAGCAGCAAGCCGCUGGGCCGGGACCAGUACAAGGAGAUGUACCUGUUUGUCUACAGGAAGGACGCGGUGUCCGUGGUGGACACGUACCAGUACCCAGACCCGGAGGACGCCUUCAGCCGAGAGCCUUUCGUGGUCAAGUUCUCGGCCCCUGGCUCCGGUGAGGCUGGCUCUGCCCCCAGGUCCCUGCCCCCAGACCCCGGCGUCAAGGCUGACGUGCCCACCCUGCACCCCGCAGCUGCCCGGGAGCUGGUGCUGAUCCCGCUGCACGCCGCCCCGCACCAGGCCGUGGCCGAGAUCGACGCCCUCUACGACGUGUACCUGGACGUGAUUGACAAGUGGGGCUCGGACGACAUGCUGUUUCUGGGCGACUUCAACGCCGACUGCAGCUACGUGCGGGCGCAGGACUGGGCCUCCAUCCGCCUGCGCAGCAGCGAGGUCUUCAAGUGGCUCAUCCCGGACAGCGCGGACACCACCGUGGGCAACUCGGACUGCGCCUACGACCGCAUCGUGGCCUGCGGCGCCCGCCUGCGCAGGAGCCUGAAGCCCCAAUCGGCCACCGUGCACGACUUCCAAGAGGAAUUCGGCCUGGACCAGACCCAGGCUCUGGCCAUCAGCGACCACUUUCCUGUGGAGGUGACCCUCAAGUCCCGCUGACAGCAGGCCUGGCCGGGGCAGGCCACCUGCAGACUCAGGCCAAGAGGAAGGGGCCCCGGUGAGGCUGUGGGGCAGGGCCAGCUGGGUGUGGGCCAGCGAGGGGCCCUCGGCGGUGCUCAGUACACAAGCCAGCUGCGGCCGGGUCAGCUCCAGGCCUGUGUGUCCUUUCUCAGGGCCGGCCCCUCCAGGGCACAGCCUUCGUGCAGCCCAGCCCCUCAAGGACGUCUCCUGUCCCAGGGCCGGGGGAGGCCGCCUGCCGGCCCUCCUUACACAGGUGUAAGUGAGCCAAGUGCGGCCAGCACAGCGGGGGGCCGACGCCCCAGGCCAGCUUCCUGGGCUGUGCUCGCCCACUCCCGCGGGACCCUCGGGUACUCGUAUCCGGGCCCUGUCCACCCCACAGUGGCAACAUCGCCGAGGUCCAGCCGACGCUGCCCUCCCCUGGGUGGUGGGGUUGGGGGGUGCUGGGCUACAGGGAACAGAGACUCUUAGCCAAGGUCAACAAAAUAAAGGACUGGAGGCAUCUUA
Oryctolagus cuniculus (rabbit) is the source of this 1994-nucleotide messenger RNA. RefSeq names its product deoxyribonuclease 1 like 2 (gene DNASE1L2). The record is from RefSeq and is a predicted model, not a curated record. NCBI's taxonomy places the organism in Eukaryota, Metazoa, Chordata, Mammalia, Lagomorpha, Leporidae. Gene Ontology annotation, molecular function: DNA binding; deoxyribonuclease I activity. Gene Ontology annotation, biological process: DNA catabolic process. Gene Ontology annotation, cellular component: nucleus.